Messenger RNA from Cotesia glomerata, 1995 nucleotides. It is a transcript of the gene trus, whose product is annotated as programmed cell death protein 2-like. Lineage: Eukaryota; Metazoa; Arthropoda; Insecta; Hymenoptera; Braconidae. Gene Ontology annotation, cellular component: cytoplasm. The transcript has 3 exons. The coding region runs from base 183 to 1442 and encodes 419 amino acids. The record is from RefSeq and is a predicted model, not a curated record.
CCAGGUGAGCGCAUGCGCAGUUCAUUUUGGAGCGAUCAACGUGCAUUGCUUUGCUUAGCUCUGGGUUUUUGUUUGAGUUUUCAGCAUCCACUCGAGUGAGCUAAUUGUUUAUUACAACGUGGUUGCUUAUUUGAAGAUCAGAAGUUAGUUUUUUUGUUAAGAGUAACAAUUAUUGUGAUCAAAUGGCUUAUAAAUACAAAUCAAGAGUACAAUUGGGUUAUGAAGAUGAAUAUAUAACUGAAAAACAUCGAUCGCUUAUUAAUUUUGCCACUAAUAAGAUUGGUGGUAAACCGGACACACAUAAAACGGAAAGUACCUUACCGUCGCCAGUUUGUAAACUAUGUGGACUAAAUCAAUUAUUAGUAGUACAAAUUUAUGCACCAUUAGAAAAUUCAAAGUACCAUAGGACAUUGUAUAUAUUUACAUGUAUAAAUCCAAACUGCUUCAAUCAAAAUGAGAGCUGGACGUGUCUGAGAGUGGAGUCCUUGGAGGAGAAGACCAUAAACGAGACAUUGAAGCAGCCAUCAGUGGUCCCGCCGACGACCAGUUGGCUCUCUCAAGCGGACGACUGGGGCGAAGACGGGAAUGACAAUGUGUCUGAGAAGAACGGCAACAACAUGCUGAGCAAUGACACCGACAAGUUGCAUCUCUUUAUGUCCACGUCAAUCGGCGAGCUGAAUGACGAUCUGUCAAACCUGCGAGUUGACGACCCGAAUGCCAACAGUCCAGCCAGUGUCGAGUCUCCCGUAGGUGGUGCAGUCGGCAGACUCGAUUCUCCGCAAGCCUCUGCUGAAAUCGAGGGAGAGGAGGGCGAAGUUGUCUCUAUUGACACUCCAACUCGACCCCAGUCCAACCUGAUGGAGCUGUUCAAUGGCAGCACUCCUCAUCCGUUCCAGCACUCUGAUAUUGAUGCUCCUUUUGAUCUUACCUUCGCUGAGAUGUUUAUCGGGGUUGAGGAAGAGGAUUUGACGCUGGAAGUUAAUCAGCAUGUCAGGGAUUUAUAUCUUCAGUAUAAGAAAAAUAAUCCUAAUGAUUUGAAUGAGGAGACUAAUCAAGAUGCCCAGACUAAUGAUAACACAGGAAUGGAAGAAAAGUAUGAAAAAAGUAUUCCUAAACAUGGCGAUGAAAUGUUUCAUAAUUUUGACUGUCGGGUUAAGAGGAAUCCUGGACAAUUAUUACGAUAUUGCCGUGAUAACUCAGCAGCAUUAUUAUUAUCCCCGAUAAGAUGGAAUAUAGAACCAUGCAAGAACUGCGGAGCCGAAAGAAUUUUUGAGUUACAAAUUUUGUCAACAAUAAUACCUAAAUUAAAACUUGUGCCAUGCAGAGAUCGUGACUAUGAGAUAGAAUUUGGCACAGUGUUAAUUUUUACGUGUUCAGCCAGCUGCUGGUCUGCUAACGAUACGUACAAAGAAGAAUAUGUGAUCGUUCAAGCCGAACCUUAAGAGUGAUUAAGCCAAAAUAUAUAUAUUUAAAUAUUAAAUAUAUACGAUAUAAUAUAUAUUUAAUAAUUAAUUAAUAAUUAACAAUUGAUUAGUCAAUAUUCCAACUCGAUAAUUCCAUAAUAAUAAAUUAGCAUUUAUUUUUCGUCAACUGUCGCAGACUUCCGUCCGCUCAAUUAGAUAUACAGCUCUCAUCUUUAUUUAUUUUUAUCAAAUUUAUUUCCACUAGAUAUAUAUAUAUUAAAUAACAUAAUAUUUAAUAUACCGAAAGUUCAAAUUUAUGCUAAAAUUUAUUUGAUAAAUCGCAACUGCUCUGUUAGCUUUGACGAUUGAUUUAUCAAUAAUUUAAGAUUUUAAAUGUAAAUAGCUAAAUCAAGUCAUCCAUAUUUGUAUUUUAGAAAUGCAAUUUUAACUAGUGAUGCUUUUUUGAGAACUCUAUACAAAUAAAAUAUAAAAAUAAUAAUAAUAAAUUUAAAUAUUAAGUAGAUUAUUCGCAUUUAAAAAGACGGUAAUUAUUUACAAGUGGGGUUAAUCUCAUUUUGGGCCAUAACUCGGU